AUGGUAUGUACUAAUCAGUUAGGCGCACUCGCAUCGUAUGGACAGUUGUACUACGCUUUUCAACCUCGCCUGGACAACUGUAACGAGGGCUGGCUUAUCAGUGGAGAGAUUGCUUUCACUGAAAUUUCGGAUGACAAGUGCACCUUGAAAUCGCCAGAUCAACGAAGCAAUGUUAUUCCAUGUGAUUCGUAUCAUAGUGGAUGCUAUUGUUAUAGAGAAUACAAUACAUCUUUUGAAAAUGUUGACUUUUUCCCAAACACCCAGCGAAUAGUUAGACUCACAAAGGGCAAGUCAAAGAAGUUGAGUGCCAAUGAAUCUGUGAAAUAUAGCCUUACUUACCAAGAAGCUGAGUUUAUGUGCAUAGGCUACGGGGGAAUAUUGGCAAACAGAACACAGGUAGAGAAUGCGCAGCGUUUAGGAUACGACUGCUGUAGUGCUGGUUGGGUGCAAAAUGGUGUAACCUUUAUACCGGCUGAUGCUAGUUAUGACGAUGCUAGCGCGGUAUGUGCUAAUCAGUUAGGCUCCCUCGCAUCGUAUGAACAGUUGUACUACGCUUUUCAACCUCGCCUGGAUAACUGCAAUGAGGGCUGGCUUAUCAGUGGUGAGAUUGCUUUCACUGAAAUUUCGGAUGACAGUUGCACCUUGAAAUCACCAGAUCAACGAAGCAAUGUUAUUCCAUGUGAUUCGUAUCACAGUGGGUGCUAUUGUUAUAGAGAAUACAAUACAUCUUUAGAAAAUGUUGACUAUUUUCCAUACACCCAGCGAAUAGUUAGACUCACAAAGAGCAAGUCAGAGAAGUUGAGUGCCAAUGAAUCUGAGGUGUGUUGCAGUAACUGUUUCGGUGGCCGACUGGCGACUCCACUUGAAGUUUACAAUGCUUCGUACUCGCUAGGUGUUGAUUUUUGCAUAAAAGGCUGGUAUUUGGGAUGGUUGGCUGGAAAUCCGUGUACUGGAUCAAACUCCCCUUCUGAAUUCUGGUUUUAUCCGACAGGGAAUGCGAUUAAAUUGAUUGACCCAAUGAUUAAAUACUUUUCCUUUUGUUACAUUCCUCUCCCAAACCAUAGCAUCACUUCGCCCGAUCCAUUUCCCCCCCAUCGAGUAAUGAGUGUGUGUGGUGACUUUAAUUAUCCUUAUACCCUUACUUACCAGGAAGCUGAGCUCAGUUGCAUAGGCUACGGGGGAACAUUGGCAAACAGAACACAGGUAGAAAAUGCACAGCGUUUAGGAUACGACUGCUGUAGUGCUGGUUGGGUGCAAAGUGGAGAGGUAAUUUACCCUAUAACACAUCAGAGAAGUUACUGCUUCAACAGCAAUAACGACCCUGUUAAAAGUUGGGGUUAUAAAAAUCGUAACCAUGCAUUUUGUGGUUUUUGUUACAUUUAGUAUUUGACCACUUCGCACAUAAGUUAGGCGCAAUUGACGAAUGGGGUUGGGGUAGGCGGCAAGUGAGAUAACAGAGAGCAAAAACUUCGUCGAUAUUUUCACAUAAACCUCAUAACUUUAUAAACAUUUGAAAUAAAAACUUAGCAUAGAUGUACAGGAAAUUAUGAUGAAUUAACAAUGUCAUUACAUAGGCCUGCAUGUUAUAUCCAAAUUACAGGAAAUUAGGUUUAUAUUACCAACGUAAAAGAAUUAGCCUAAAAAAGUUGAUUUAUAAUGUUUUACGUUGAUUGUUGAAAAAUCUUAGUUAUUACAAUCUAUAUAAACAUGCAUUAGGAACACGA
Messenger RNA from Anneissia japonica, 1724 nucleotides. RefSeq lists its product as uncharacterized. Gene Ontology annotation, biological process: cell adhesion. Gene Ontology annotation, molecular function: hyaluronic acid binding; transmembrane signaling receptor activity. Gene Ontology annotation, cellular component: plasma membrane. The record is from RefSeq and is a predicted model, not a curated record. The coding region runs from base 1 to 1383 and encodes 460 amino acids. The transcript is spliced from 3 exons. Lineage: Eukaryota; Metazoa; Echinodermata; Crinoidea; Comatulida; Comatulidae.